GUGGUGAGGAGUCGCUCUGUCUGACCAGUGGCUUUGAUCAGAUUGAGGCUGAAGCGGAUACAUUCCUCUGCAGUUUACAAGUGAAGCUACGCUGUGAAUUAUGGAUUGUUCAGAGGAGGUUCAGUGUGUGUCUGAGGAGCCCAGCGCCCAAAUGGAGCUAAAAAGGGGAAUGUCGAUUUUCAUUGAUAUUUUGCGGCGAGCUGAUAAAAACGAUGAUGGGAAACUGUCCUUCGAUGAAUUCAAAGCCUACUUCUCUGAUGGAGUCUUGACAGCUGAGGAACUGAAGGAGCUCUUUCACACAAUUGACACUCAUAACACAGACAAUGUGGACACAGAUGAACUCUGUGAGUAUUUCUCCCAGCACCUUGGUGAAUAUGAGAAUGUUCUCGCUGCCUUAGAAGACCUGAAUAUGUCCAUACUGAAGGCGAUGGACAAAACAAAGAAGGACUAUCAGGAGUCCACCCACCUGGAGCAGUUUGUGACCCGCUUCCUGCUGAAGGAGACAACCAAUCAGCUUCAUUCACUUCAAAGUUCGCUCGAAUGCGCCAUGGAAACCACAGCUGAGCAGACCCGCCAGGAGAAACAGGGCCCGUUGAAGCCAGAGGUUUUAUCCAUCCAGUGGUCGGGUCGCCGCUCCAACCGGAGGCUUCAGAGGAACAGCAGCCUCUCUCCCAACAACCCUCUCCUCAGUCUCGUCAGUUCAGGUGUUUACGAUGAAGACAGCCACUGGAUGGUACAGGUCAACAGACUGCAGAAGCUUAUCGAUCGUCUCGAGCAAAAGGAGAUUCGUCUGGAGCCUGUCGAAGAGGAGGUCUUGGAGAGCAAAUCGCACAUUCUGAUAGUCCAGAGGCAGCUCUCGGUGCUGGAGGAGGAGCUGGAGGAGUUUCGCUUGGCUCUCAGACAGUACAUGGAGUGUGCCUGCGCCCAGACAGGAUGUCUACACAUCGCAGUUCAGCGGCUGGCAAAUGAAUCACGCUUCAUUCUCUAUGAAUUCUGGGAGCACAACAACGUGUGGAAAAAUCACCUGCAGACCAACUACAGUAAGACCUUCCAGAGGGGAAAUGUAGACUUCCUGGAGACUCCUGAGACCAUUACCACCAUGCUGGUUCCUGCCUCAUGGUGGGUCCUCAACAACAACUGAAAGUGAACAAGCAUCCACAGAUUGCCACUGAUGGGUGCAGACAGCAAACAGCCACCUGACAGCACAUCAGGAAGACCACACACAUGCACACUCACACACACACACACACACACACACACACACCAACUCAACCCAGCUCGUGAAGUCAUGGUGAUUAGUAUCGACUUUAUUACCUCCAUGUUCGUUCAUAGUUAGGUUAGGUAGGUAGCUGAAAUAGCCCACAUGUUUGUUUACACUCCUAAAGGAAACUUUGACGUCCUAAAAGCAAUGACCUCGUCAGGCGGAGACCCAUCUGAUGAUCUGACAUCAUCACUGUGUCUUACACUGUGUGACAUCAUCUGGAGCCUGGGGUGACUCAUGAGAGCUGAGGCAUGCAGGGAGUGUGCAUCACACAGCGAGUGUGUGUCUCUGUGUGUGUGUGUGUG
Molecule: messenger RNA, 1566 nt
Organism: Scatophagus argus
Lineage: Eukaryota; Metazoa; Chordata; Actinopteri; Scatophagidae
Gene: necab1
Product: N-terminal EF-hand calcium binding protein 1
Exons: 13
Coding region: 101-1141 (346 amino acids)
Biological process (GO): regulation of amyloid precursor protein biosynthetic process
Cellular component (GO): cytoplasm
Molecular function (GO): calcium ion binding
Source: RefSeq, a predicted model, not a curated record